CGAUCGGAACAAAAGCAAGCGGCCACGACGCUGUUGUCGAGGCAAGAUUUAUUAGUAGUUCUUCCAAAAGGCUUUGAAAAAAGCCUGAUCUUUUAGUUGUCGGUGCGGGUGAAAGAAAUAUUGACAGGCAAACCUGCAUGUGUGAUCGUUGUUUGCCCUCUAAAAAGUAUUGUGCACGAUCAAUUGUCCGAAGCAACUGCGAUGGGUUUAACGGCCACAUCACUUUCGGACUCCAGUUUAGAAGAUGUAGAGAACGGUAACUACCAGCUAAUCUUUGGAUCUGCAGAAGAUCCCUAA
Messenger RNA from Porites lobata, 297 nucleotides. NCBI's taxonomy places the organism in Eukaryota, Metazoa, Cnidaria, Anthozoa, Scleractinia, Poritidae. The record is from the annotation of a GenBank genome assembly.